CUCAAGAAGCACGCUGAAGCCGAAACCUUCCGGCAGCGGCUUACUCGGAUUCUUUUUCACUCGCUGCUCCUCCGCAGAGGGGUCCUCGAGCCCAUGGCCGCCGACGACGCCAAGGUCCUCGGCUUGAUGGCGGCGGCGCUGCUCUGCCUCAUGCUGCCACUGGACCUCCCCCAGGCGAUCUUCGUCCUGCUCGGGGGAGGGGUCUAUGUGCUUCUGCAGCUGACCUCGGUACGGCUUCCGCUGCAGCACCACAAGUCGGCGACGAAGGUCGAAUCGCCACGGCGGGCGAGAUCACUCUCGGCGCCAGUUGUGCAGGCUCCCACGGUCAGGCAGCCCGCGCAGCCAUCGCCGAGCUGUGCAGCCGGGCCCGUGCCCACCGUCAAGCCGAUCGUGAGGCCGGCGCUGAUGUCCGUUGGCUUCGCAGCGCAGGUGGACGAGUUCUUGGGCCAGAUCACGCCCACGAGCCAUGACGACCAGGUCGCACACGAUAUCGCCUGCAUGGUGCAGAAGUUGGUUCGAAAGAAGAUCCCCGGCGCGCGCGCCGUCGGCAUCGCGAACGGCAGAGUCGGCGGCGGGACGGCCUUCGGGGUGGCCGUCCCCGAGGUGGAGAUUGCGGUCGCCGUGGACGAGGAAGCCCUGCGGCGCGCCGUGGGCGGCGGCGCGCUGGACCCCGCCGCGGGCGACGCCGUCGAGCGGCUCCGCCGGCGUCAGAAGGCGGCCCUCCGCUUCUGCACCCAGGAGCUGGUCUCGAGCGGGGCAUUUCGCUUCCGCAGGUCGUCGUUCCGCAGCGCGGAGCCGAAGGUCACCCUCGUGACGCCGACCGCCCUGGGAGUCUGCGACCAGGCGGUCCCCGUGGACGUCUUCGUGAACUCGGACACCCCGACGAACCACGCCGCCCUGCUGCUGGAGUGCGGGCGGAUCGACCCCCGGGCGGCCGGCCUGGCGCUGCUCGUGCGGCGCUGGGCGAAAGACCGCGGGAUCUGCCACGUCGCGCGCGGCCACAUGCCGCCCUAUGCGUGGACGCUGAUGG
Molecule: messenger RNA, 1030 nt
Organism: Prorocentrum cordatum
Lineage: Eukaryota; Dinophyceae; Prorocentrales; Prorocentraceae
Source: the annotation of a GenBank genome assembly